Molecule: messenger RNA, 2669 nt
Organism: Saccostrea cuccullata (small rock oyster)
Lineage: Eukaryota; Metazoa; Mollusca; Bivalvia; Ostreida; Ostreidae
Product: Rieske domain-containing protein-like
Exons: 3
Coding region: 20-487 (155 amino acids)
Molecular function (GO): 2 iron, 2 sulfur cluster binding
Source: RefSeq, a predicted model, not a curated record
CAGAAAAUGGGAGGGAAAAAUGCAAGAUGAUCAGAAAAUAUACAUACCCUUAGAUAAUAUUAGCUUCCAUGAACUUUACGACUGGUCAAGACCAGAGGAGAAAUAUCAGUGUUUACAGAGGACGGUCCAAUUAAGACCAGGUCUGAAGAGACAGAACAGUAAAACAGGGACCCUUGUAUCAUGUAACGAACAGCAGAUUGCCAUCUUUAGGUACCAUAACAAGGUGUAUGCCAUCAAGGAGAAAUGUCCACAUUUAGGUGGUCCUCUCCAUUUAGGGGACAUAGAGGAACUCCCUGGGAAUUCCCUGUGUGUGAGGUGUCCUUGGCACAGCUGGAGGUUUGACCUUGACACAGGACAGUUAAAGCAACCUAAGCGGCCAGGUGUUUGUUCCGUUGUCUACCCUGUGAUUGUUAAAGAAGAUGGGGGACUCUUGGUUGGAUUUGAUCAAUUUGAUCCAAAAUAUUUCUCAAUGGAUUCAUCAUUUUGAAAUUAAAGGGGGUGGAGGUUAGAGACUCUAGAUUUAUUCAUUGUUGUACAUCAAGAUGUAUUGGUAUUGUUGAUGUUUGAAUAGGAUAAUUGAUGAUAUAAAUUACUUCUGACCCAGUUUACACUGAUAAGACAGUAUUUUUUUUAUGUUCAAAACUUGUGGAAACACUUUUUUAAAAGUGCAUAAAAUUUAUUUAUAGUUUUCAAAAUACAAGAGGUGUAUUAUGUUUAUAAAGAUUUCUAUUCAAAAUUUUUAUGUGUUAAGUCACUUUUUGUCAUUUUUAUGCCCCCUUUCGAAGAAGGGAGGGCAUAUUGCUUUGCUGCUAUCUGUCGGUCCACUUAGUUUCCAUUCAUUUUCUUCACAAUCGUUGCACAUACUGAAAUAAAAUUUAGUAUACAGAUUUAUCAGGUGAAUAUCUAGGUCAAGUUCUGUUUCGGGUACGAUCGCGCCAUUUUUGACAGAGUUAUGCCCCUUGGACUUGGAAAAAAAUCCAAUUGUUUGCAGUUUCCAUUCAUUUUCUUUGCAGAGGUUGCACAUACUGAAAUGAAAUUCAGUAUACAGAUUUAUCAGAUAAAUAUCUAGGUUAAAUUCUGUUUUGGGUACGUUCGCGCCAUUUUUGACAGUUAUGCCCUUUUUGACUUAGAAAAAUUUCAGUUUGGGGGAGGGGGGCAUAAGUGUUUACAAACAUCUCUUGUUUUUGUUUGUUUUUUGUUCAUACCGGUAAGCACUGUUAAAAUGGCUUUUUUAAUACAUGUACUUGUUUUUCUGUUAAUGGUGUUUUUAAAUGAUUUUUGUAUUAUACUGGACAGUUUUACAGCCAGUGUGUUUUAUUUUAUGUAAAAAAAAACUUUUUUUAUUAUUUGCACUUCAUUUUAAUUUCAUCAAAUAUUUUGAUAAACAAAUCACAAAUUAAACUUUCCACCAUCAUUUUAUAUGGCUUUGAAAAAUUUGUUACUGUGUGUUUUAAAGUUAAUUAUAAAUAUAAUAACUCCAUAUAAAUACACUGUGCAGUGUUUUUUUUUUUUAACAAAUAUUAUUUAAGGUCAUAUUAUUUUAUUUUGAUUUUUACAGCAAAACAAAAUCAUUUGAUAUUAAAUACCAGUAUUGAUUUUAAUCUUUUGACAUUUGCCAUGAUGGUCUUCAGACUGCAGUCUGAUAGUAUUUGUAAAAUUCAAAUGAAGAAAUGUGUGUAUUUUUAAUGUGAUUUUAUGUUAGAUGGUUUCUUUUUAUGUGUUUAUAUGUCAGGUGGUUGGAUAUUUAAUAGUCAGCAUUAUUUACAGUGCUAUAUAAGGAAUAGUUUAUUUGUAUAUUAUUUUAUAUUUCAUAGUCAAAGUGAUAGUUUUAUUUCAAACAUUGUUUUUACGUAAAGCACCUCAAUAAUAAGUAUUGAUUCAGUCAUAAAUAUACAUGUACUGGAUUGCCAAACCCAACUGUAUUUUUAGAACCUGACAGGGAUAUGGAGAUGGCCUACUAAUCACUAUAUUUUCUUUCAGUUUACCUGUUAUAAUUCAUACUGUGAAAGUCUUACAUUUGAUUUUGUGUUUUCUGUUUAGCCCAUUUGGAAAGCAACUUUUUGUUAAAGUCUUGUACAUAUACACAAUAAAUAAGAAUGUUAGGAAAUAAGCUAAAUCAAAUCUAAACUUACUUGUUCAGAAAUAAAUUUCGGUCAGAUAUGGUACAAUUUACAUAAUACAUUUACACUGCUUGUUAUCACUACAAAGCUUGCUUCUCAAAAUUCAAAUUUUUCUUUUUUUCCCAUGAUCAAUUUACAAGCACAAACAUCGAUUUCCUGUAUACAUAGGUCUUUGCAAGACCUGACUUGACAGAUUUUGUUUUUAUGUAGUAGUUUUUCAUAUUUAUCAGUAUUUUACUUAUGGCAUUAUUGUUUAAGAGUUAAAAACAAAACAUUCUUUAGAAAUCAAUAGUUGUUUAUUGAAAGUUGUUUCAAUUUUGAAUAUAGCAUGAAUCUGUUAUCAAAGUAAGUUAAAUGUUGUUCUAAUAGUGCUUUAUUUGAAGAAAAUAUUGAACCUUACCAGUUCAAUUCAAUCUUGGAUUUGACCUCCGGGACAAUUUAAUGAAAAAAAAGUUUUGCAGUCUAAAAAAAGUCAUAAUUUGUUUCAAGCUUUGGAAUAUAUGAAACCAUAACUGUUGAAGCAGUAAUAAAUUGUGUUCUGCAGUUCUA